CCGUGCCAAGUAUACCACUGUUCUGCGGGAGUAGUGACAGCCACAAGAAGACAGUGUUAUGCGCCGUGUUCAAACCCAGUCCCAGUACCAGGGAAAUGUUGUCCCCAGUGCAACGGAUGCAGCGUGGAAGGGAAGAUGUAUAGAAAUGGGCAGAGUUUUUCUCUGAAAUCCGACCCAUGUACACAAUGUACCUGCAAGAAAGGAAAUGUUCAAUGCAGUAAACGUGCAUGUCCAGUUUUAAACUGUCCACCUGAGGUCAUUUACACACCAAAAGGAACAUGCUGCCCACGCUGUAAUGGUUCAAGGACGUUUUUCGACUUGGGGAAGACGCGCUGUUUAUUCAGAUACAAGGUGUACAAGGAGGGCCAGUACAUGCCGCUGGAUAAGUGCACGGGUUGUACUUGCAAGACUGGAACUAUGGUGUGUGAGAGCGAGACUUGUCCACCACUCACGUGCGCUGAGGACGAGAUUAUUCGAGAUGAGGGAUCCUGCUGUGCAAGGUGUAAACCCAAGAAAAAGUGCGAAUACAAUGGUGUUCUUCACGAGCAUCGAGCAACAUGGAAGCCAGAUCUCUGCACCACCUGCACUUGUGACAAUGGUUCCAGCAAGUGCGAGCUAGAACAGUGCAGCAACCGACUGGAGUGUCCCCCCAACCACCGCCUCCAAAUGGUGUAUGGACAGUGCUGCCCAAAAUGUGUAGAAGAAGAUGCAGUGUGCGCUGUCUUCGGGGACCCCCACUACCGGACCUUCGACGGGCGAAUUUUCAACUUCCAAGGCACGUGUCGCUACGUGUUGGCCCAGGACUGUGCAAAUAACUCCUUCUCCGUCCGCGUGCAAAACCACGCCCGAUCCACCCACUCUUUCGCAUGGACAAACCGAGUCAGCAUCCACCUGGGAAAAACAAAAAUAGUUCUCCAGCAAAAUUUAGUCAUUAAAGUGGACAAUAAAAAAGUGGACAUUCCGCAUGUGAAGCUGGGGGCGUUCUCUGUAAUGAAGAGCGGAUAUUCCGUCAUCGUACGGACUAAUGUUGGACUCAAAGUGAUUUGGGAUGGCGACAGUUACGUCGAGGUCGCAGUUCCGGCGAAAUACAAAAGUAAAAUGUGUGGACUGUGUGGAAAUUACAACGGAAUCGAAGCAGAUGAUUUCAAGGGUAAGAAAGGAGGACUCUAUCUAAAUGCGGAUAAAUUUGGAAACUCCUGGCGCAUAGGCAGCAGAAAAUCUUGUUACAAAUCACACGCAAAGAAAAGAUCAAGAGGCAAGAAGAACAGAUACGAUGCAUCGUGUAACAACGAUUUCACGAAGAAAACCAGAGCCGCCGAAGAAUGCAGCAUUCUUAAGGGACAAGUGUUCUCCCAAUGCCGUUCUAAGGUGCCACUGAAGCAUUAUUACAGGUCGUGUAUUACAGACAUGUGUGAGUGUCCCAGUUCUCGACAGAAUUGCGUGUGUGAAUCUCUGAAAGCGUACGCUCGUGAGUGUGAGCGCAAGGGCGUUAAGAUUGACUAUAGUCAAACAACGUGCAAGGGAUCCCGGUGACGUAACUCAACCGUGUUUUCGCCAUUGGAAUAUUAAAGUAUUUUCCGACCUCGUGGUGCUGUGAUGUGACGUCAGAGACCUGUGAUAUUUCCUACCUCACCGUAAUCUCAUGACCACAGCGAUGAUAUAUUACCUGGUGCUUCCCUGUCCACGCCUUUCGUGUUAUUCUUAAGAAAAACAUUGCAUUGCGGCAGUGGGAAUAACUAAAUUAAAACGUCGCUUCAGGAAAAUAACUUUAUUCCCAGUCUUCAGACAAUCUUGUGCUAAAGUAGAAACCAUAGUUGGUGCUAAGCAGUAAUUUUAUGCCCUGUUGUUGAAAGAAAAUAUGUUUUAUUUUAUACUUAAUAGUCGUUAGGAUUCAAUCAACGUCGCCAAUGACACAUCUUCUGAGAAGAUGUAGUGUCACAACCGGUAUUGUGUUGCUUGUCUCAGCAACUGCAAUCCGCAUCAAUGCAGCUUAACUUGAAAAAUACUCAAUUUAAAGUCAGUAAGUCUUGCCUAGUAUAGCUAAUAUGAUAUUGUAUUGCUACUGAAAUCUGAGAUUUUAUCAGCAUUAAUUUUUUCUGUAAAAUAUUGUUUUAUUAGGAGUGUCUCCUGUUUUAUAUAUAUAUAUAUAUGAGACUCAUUACCACAUGUACAUGGAUACACUUUCAGGUCUGUCUAUCAAAUGGAUUUAGAGACUUGGUUUAAUUAUUUUUCAUAUUUAUCUACAAACAAUUAUAUAUAUUGGGUGAUAGUCUUUUAUAAUUGGAAUUACGGAUUUGUCUGGCAGGUUUUGAUUUAUAUUGAGAUGUCAGAAACGAUUUUGCUGUUUGUCAAAGAAAAAAGUUCUAUGAUAAAAAUACA
Messenger RNA from Lingula anatina, 2379 nucleotides. RefSeq names its product BMP-binding endothelial regulator protein. Gene Ontology annotation, molecular function: protein binding. The record is from RefSeq and is a predicted model, not a curated record. Gene Ontology annotation, cellular component: extracellular region. Lineage: Eukaryota; Metazoa; Brachiopoda; Lingulata; Lingulida; Lingulidae.